Messenger RNA from Peronospora farinosa, 2376 nucleotides. Lineage: Eukaryota; Oomycota; Peronosporomycetes; Peronosporales; Peronosporaceae. The record is from the annotation of a GenBank genome assembly.
AUGGAGGCGGCAUCUACGGCAACGCGUAGUCCAAGUAUUUCUACAUCUCCGGCGUCAAUCGCAAGUGAUCAAGCGAGCGUAAACCUUAAUCUAUCUACUGGUACUUCGAUUGUACCUUCAGAAGCAGCAGGAGAUCCUAUUGAAGCUAGCGUAGACUCGACUGGACGUCGCAUCCAGCAGCGCUCGAAUUACUCGGUCAAGAAAAAGCGCGAACUCAUCGCGUUAGCGCAAGUCGCAGGUGUGCGGGAGGUCUGCAGGAUGGAGGGCGUGCCACGUCGCACGCUGCGGCACUGGCUGGACGACGCCGAGAAGAUUAACAGCUUUGAAGGUCCAGAUUCGCGGAAGUCCAUUGGACGCUCAGGACGUCGCGAGAUUUUACCAUUUGGACGGCAAUUGACUGAGUUUUUAGAGAAUGGAAGACGACAAGGACGCGAGAUGACGUCAUCGCAUAUGAUUGGAUACAUUAGACAGAAUCAUAGUCAGUGGCUGGAAGGCUAUUUGGCAGACAAGAAGAGCGCCGAGAGUGGACAAGCUGCACUCACAAGACUUUGCCAGAGAUUUGUCGAGAGGCACGGUUUUACACAUAUAGGUGUCGGCGCGAUGCGGCCCCAAGCGAUGGCGGCUACAAUAGCAGUGGAAAGUACGAACACUUCUGCAGUGCAUUCGAAUGGGACUGUGACAAGCUCUAUUGAAAGGACAUCCCACCCCACUAAAGAUGCGGUGCACAACGCUAACGAUAAUUCAAACGAGUAUGACGUGGAAGAUGAUACUCCGUUACUUUUUGGACUGGAUAUUGGUACUACCGCCAUCAAGUGCGUUCUAGUAAAGGUAGAUGGCGGUCAAGUUGCUGCUGUGGCCAACGUAUCUCUCAGUGAUGUGAUUGUACCGACUAGACCAGGAGAAGAAGCGGUGAAGAAUAAAAUUGGCGUACUUAAUGUGAACCAGGUGUUGUUGGCAGUGCAACGAGCCGCAAAAAUGCUGCCGGAGAUGGCAAGGCGGCGAGUCACGUCUGUUGGUAUCUGCGGUCAAAUGCACGGAAUCGUAUGGUGGUGCAGUCGUGCCGUACACGAGGUAGCAGAACGCUUAUUGUCAGUGGGAGAAAAUGGGAUGCUUGAAGAGGAUGGCUCUUCUUAUGAACCUGUGUGGAGCGAGCUUAUUACGUGGCAAGACCAGCGCUGUACACCUUCGUUUUUGGAUAGCUGUCGGGAAAAGAUCGCUCGGAUUAAAGCUAUGGGCGAUUUUGCUUCAAUGCCCAGCCGGAUAGCUGCUGGCUACGGACUAGCCUCAUUCGCCCAUACAUUAGAAUACUCUCCGCGCGCAUUAGUAGGCAUGGACGCUUGCGGUACGAUCCAGGAUCUAGUGGCUUUUAUAUUGUGUGGUCACACGCUUCCAAGCGAAACCUUCAUGGACACCACUGAUGCUCACAGUUGGGGCGGUCUCAACUUGCAAACGCAGACUUGGGACCCUAGAGUGCUGCGUGCGCUACGAAUUCCCUCAUCAAUGCUGCCAGCUGUAAAGAAGCCGGGCACUUGCAUCGGUCACAGCUCUCCAGGUUUCUCUGGGUUCGGGUUGCCCGACAAGAUACCAGUGUAUGUGCCGAUGGGUGACCAUCCGUGCUCCGUCUAUGCCGCUCUGGCGCAGCGCCAGUCAUCUCCUACUAGUGACUCCAACAUAACGUUGGUGAAUAUCGGCACGUCAGCUCAAAUGGCUAUUGUACUGUCUAGUGCAGACGUUGCAAAAUUGUCUUCUUGCUCCGAAGAUGCCUCGAAUCCUAUCGAUAAUAUGGGCAACACAAGUUUUGAAGUACGGCCAUUCCUUAUCAAAGAUCGCUUCUUAGGCGUGGCAGCCUCACUAUCCGGUGGCAACAUAUUUGCCUGGCUAGUGCAUCAAUGGCAACAAUGGGCAGAAGAAAUGGGAGUUGCUCCAACUCGUAGCGAGAGUAAUGAAGAGCAAGUGGUGCAAAGCGAAGAUGAGGUUUACGCCCGACUAAUUGCGAUGGGGCUGCAGCGCCAGGAUACCGAUCUGACAUUCGUGCCGACGCUUAACGGUGAGCGCGUGGAUCCUAGUGUCACUGGUAGCAUUUCAAACUUGCGGAUGAAUAACUGGAGUAUGGGCGACAUCAGUGCCGCGCUGUCACGUGGUCUUAUAGACAAUCUCUUUGCCAUGAUCCCCAAAGAGUUGCAGCCGCUGGUGCUCGUGCAACCGAUAAUCGGUACGGGCAACGCCCUUGUGCGCAACGAACUGUUGCAACGAUUUCUACUGCGGUGUUUGACUCAGCCCUCGCAGCUGCAGCUGCAGAUGGUCGCAGAUGCUGCCGUGGGCGCGGCGCUCACCCCAUCGCUUCUAUCAGGGUCCCCAGUCGUGCUUGAUGUGUAG